This is a messenger RNA of Alternaria ethzedia, 972 nucleotides long. It is a transcript of the gene CFD1, whose product is annotated as cytosolic Fe-S cluster assembly factor cfd1. The transcript has a single exon. Lineage: Eukaryota; Fungi; Ascomycota; Dothideomycetes; Pleosporales; Pleosporaceae. Gene Ontology annotation, molecular function: 4 iron, 4 sulfur cluster binding; ATP-dependent FeS chaperone activity; ATP binding. Bases 1 to 972 code for a protein of 323 amino acids. The record is from RefSeq and is a predicted model, not a curated record. Gene Ontology annotation, biological process: iron-sulfur cluster assembly. Gene Ontology annotation, cellular component: cytosol.
AUGCCUCUCGAAAACAUUCGCAACAUCGUCCUCGUCCUCUCCGGCAAAGGCGGAGUCGGAAAAUCGAGCGUGACCACGCAACUCGCCCUCACGCUAUCGCUACAAGGACAUUCGGUCGGUGUCUUGGAUAUAGAUUUGACGGGUCCGAGUAUACCGCGCUUCUUCGGUAUUGAAGAUGCGAAAGUAAGACAGGCGCCUGGUGGGUGGAUACCGGUUGAUGUGCACGGCGAGCAGACGUUGGCGGCACACCAGAAAGAAGGAGAAGAGGCGGCUGCAGGCGAACAGAAGAUUGGCCCGUUAUUCUGCAUGUCCCUGGGAUUUAUCCUGGCUUCGCGCUCCGAUGCUGUCAUCUGGCGAGGCCCAAAGAAGACCGCCAUGGUGCGCCAAUUCCUGACUGACGUCCUCUGGCCACCGCUUGAUUACCUCCUUAUCGAUACACCACCCGGUACAUCCGACGAACACAUCUCCCUACUCGAGACUCUUCUGAAGAACACUACACCGUCUCCUGCUCUCAAUCCGCACGUCCCGUUCUUGGCCGGCGCCGUCGUGGUAACAACCCCACAAGCUAUCAGUGUUAGCGACGUGAAGAAGGAGCUGAAUUUCUGUAAGAAGACUGGAAUUAGGGUACUAGGCGUGGUAGAGAACAUGGCAGGAUUCGUGUGCCCCAACUGUUCGGAAUGCACAAAUGUCUUCAGCAAGGGCGGCGGAGCGGUCAUGGCGACGGAGUUCGAAGUACCAUUCCUCGGCUCUGUACCCAUCGACCCAGCCUUUGUGGAAUUGGUCGAGAGCGGGACGAGGCCAGUGUAUCCCAAGGGUACUGUCAUACAAGGCAAAGAACUCGACACUGAAGAGGUCGCAGCUCUUAAGAACAAGGGCGGUCUUUUUGUAGAUAAGUACCGGGACUGUUCGUUGGCGCCGUUAUUCGACGAGUUUGUGACAAGGUUGAAGGGGGAUAUCGGAAGAAUUGUAUGA